Lagopus muta (rock ptarmigan) is the source of this 2432-nucleotide messenger RNA. RefSeq lists its product as uncharacterized. Gene Ontology annotation, molecular function: RNA-DNA hybrid ribonuclease activity; nucleic acid binding. NCBI's taxonomy places the organism in Eukaryota, Metazoa, Chordata, Aves, Galliformes, Phasianidae. The transcript is spliced from 2 exons. The record is from RefSeq and is a predicted model, not a curated record. The coding region runs from base 330 to 2312 and encodes 660 amino acids. Gene Ontology annotation, biological process: DNA integration.
AUCUACCACCAGUGCAGUUGCUCCAGUUACCACAGGGCAGUGCUCCUGAGCACCUGCAGUACAUUGAUGACAUCAUUGUGUGGGGCGAUACAGCAGAAGAAGUCUUCACAAAAGGAGAGAGAACGAUCCAAAUUCUUCUGAGUGCUGGUUUUGCUAUUAAGCGAAGCAAAGUGAAAGGACCUGCCCAGGAGAUUCAGUUCCUAGGUAUAAAGUGGCAAGAUGGCCGUCGUCACAUCCCGACAGAUGUGAUCGACAAAAUCACUGCUACGUCUCCACCCACUAGCAAAAGAGAGACACAAUCUUUUCUGGGUGCAGUGGGCUUUUGGAGAAUGCAUGUUCCAAACUACAGCCUCAUUGUAAGCCCCCUUUAUUAUGUGACGCGAAUGAGAAAUGAGUUUACAUGGGGCCCUGAGCAGCAGCAGGCUUUUGAACAGAUUAAACAGGAGAUAGCCCGUGCCGUGGCCCUAGGGCCAGUACGGACUGGACAGGGUAUAAAGAACAUCCUCUACACUGCUGCUGGAGAGAACGGUCCCACUUGGAGUUUGUGGCAAAGAGCCUCAGGAGAGACCCGAGGCCGACCCCUGGGAUUCUGGAGUCGGGCGUACAGAGGGUCUGAAGAGCACUACACUCCAACUGAGAAGGAGAUCUUAGCCGCUUAUGAAGGGGUUCGGGCUGCUUCCGAAGUAGUCGGUACUGAAACACAGCUCCUUCUCGCACCUCGACUGCCAGUGCUGAACUGGAUGUUUAAAGGAAAGGUUCCCUCCACCCAUCAUGCUACUGAUGCCACUUGGAGUAAGUGGAUUGCACUGAUUACACAACGAGCACGGAUGGGGAACCUCAGCCGUCCAGGAAUCCUAGAAGUCAUCAUGGACUGGCCUGAAGGUAAAAAGUUUGGAACACCACCGGGAGAAGAAGUAUCACGUGCUAAAGAAGCCCCACCAUACAAUGAACUACCAGAGAAUGAAAAGAAAUAUGCCCUGUUCACAGAUGGAUCGUGUCGUAUUGUGGGAAAGCAUCGCAGAUGGAAAGCUGCUGUGUGGAGCCCCACACGACAAGUUGCAGAGGCCACUGAAGGGAAAGGAGAAUCAAGCCAAUUUGCAGAGGUAAAGGCUGUCCAACUGGCCUUAGAUGUCGCUGAACGGGAGAGGUGGCCAAUGCUCUAUCUUUACACUGACUCAUGGAUGGUAGCAAAUGCCUUAUGGGGGUGGUUACAGCAGUGGGAGCAAAAUAACUGGCAAAGAAGGGGUAAACCUAUUUGGGCUGCUGAACUGUGGAAAGACAUUGCUGCCCGAACAAAGACUAUAGUUGUAAAGGUGCGCCAUGUAGAUGCUCAUGUGCCCAAGAGUCGGGCUACUGAAGAACAGCAAAAUAACCAUCAGGUAGAUCGAGCUGCCAGAAUUGAGGUGGCUCAAAUAGACCUGGACUGGCAGAACAAGGGUGAAUUAUUUCUGGCUCGGUGGGCCCAUGAGACCUCAGGUCAUCAAGGGAGAGAUGCAACAUACAAAUGGGCCAGAGACCGAGGGGUGGACUUAACGAUGGAUGCCAUUGCACAGGUUAUUCAUAACUGUGAAACAUGUGCCAUCAUCAAACAAGCCAAGAGGAUGAAACCUCUGUGGGAGGAAGGGCGAUGGCAAAAGUACAAAUAUGGGGAGGCAUGGCAGGUUGAUUAUAUCACCUUGCCACGAUCUUGCAAUGGUAAGCAUUAUGUGCUUACUAUGGUGGAGGCAACCACUGGGUGGCUUGAAACAUAUGCAGUACCCCAUGCUACCGCCCGAAACACCAUACUGGGUCUCGAGAAACAAGUCCUGUGGCGACAUGGCACCCCAGAAAGGAUUGAGUCAGAUAAUGGGACUCAUUUCAAAAAUUCUCUUGUAAAUACUUGGGCCAAAGAUCAUGGCAUUGAGUGGAUUUACCAUAUUCCCUAUCAUGCUCCAGCCUCUGGUAAAAUUGAACGAUACAAUGGAUUGUUAAAAACGAUGCUAAAAGCACUGGGUGGCCGAACAUUUAAGCACUGGGAGAAGCAUUUGGCAGAAGCCACCUGGUUGGUCAAUACCAGAGGAUCUAUUAAUCGUGAUGGUCCUAAUCAAUCCAGUUCCCUACAUACCGUAGAGGGAGAUAAAGUCCCUGUUGUACAUGUAAAGAACAUGUUAGGAAAGGCAGUUUGGGUUCUUCCAGCUUCUGGAAAGGGCAAACCUCUCCGUGGUACAGUUUUUGCCCAGGGACCAGGAUCCACUUGGUGGGUAAUGCAGAAGAAUGGGGAUGUCCAGUGUGUACCACAAGGAAACUUGAUGCCGGGGGAGUGCAGUUACUAAUUCUAUGUAUAUGUAUAUAGCCAUGUGUGCAUUUUAAUCAUUUUUUGUUUGUUUGUAUAUAUGUAUAUAUAUUUUAAGCAUGAUGUAACGAUGUAGAAUAAGGGGUGGAAUGUCAUGGUU